Malurus melanocephalus (red-backed fairy wren) is the source of this 2191-nucleotide messenger RNA. RefSeq names its product L3MBTL histone methyl-lysine binding protein 2 (gene L3MBTL2). The transcript has 17 exons. The record is from RefSeq and is a predicted model, not a curated record. The coding region runs from base 14 to 2191 and encodes 725 amino acids. Gene Ontology annotation, molecular function: zinc ion binding. Gene Ontology annotation, biological process: regulation of DNA-templated transcription. Gene Ontology annotation, cellular component: nucleus. NCBI's taxonomy places the organism in Eukaryota, Metazoa, Chordata, Aves, Passeriformes, Maluridae.
GCUCUCCCCGCGCAUGAGGCGGGCUAGCGGCGUCCUGGGAGCGAUGGAGCAGGACCGGGAAGAGUUGGUGUCUGCCUUCUGCCACAAAACUUCAUCUUUGGAGCGGGUGGAGGAUGAAGGCGGUGACGAUGAGGAUGAUGAAUUGGACAUCUUUGGGGGCUAUGACAGCCUCACGUGCUACAACAGCAGCAUGGGCAGUGACAGCAGCUCCUGUCUGGAGGAGUCUAGUGAUGAUGAGGUGGCAGACCGGGAAGCUGGAGAGCUUUCGACUUCUCCGAUGCACCAGCCAUCCACAGGCCGGCACACAGAAGACAGUGGCUCUGAGCCAGCUGUGUGCGAAAUGUGUGGGAUUGUGGGCACCAGGGAGGCUUUCUUCUCCAAGACCAAACGUUUCUGCAGUGUUUCCUGCUCCAGAAGCUACUCCUCAAAUUCCAAAAAAGCCAGCAUCCUGGCCAGAUUACAGGGGAAACCACCAACGAAGAAAGCUAAAGUUCUGCACAAGGCAUCCUGGUCAGCCAAGAUAGGGGCCUUCCUCCAUUCACAGGGCACAGGACAACUGGCAGAUGGGACACUGACAGGUCAGGAUGCACUCGUCCUGGGCUUUGACUGGGGAAAAUACCUGCAGGAGCACAGCUACAAGGCAGCUCCUGUCAGUUGCUUCAAACACGUGCCACUCUUCGAUCAGUGGGAUGAUGUGGUGAAAGGUAUGAAAGUGGAAGUGCUGAACAGUGAUGCUGUGCUCCCCAGCCGUGUGUACUGGAUUGCAUCUGUCAUCCAGAUUGUAGGAUACAGGGCCCUUCUGCGAUAUGAAGGCUUUGAGAACGAUGCUGGUCAUGACUUCUGGUGCAAUUUGGGCACAGUGGAUAUUCACCCCAUUGGCUGGUGUGCCAUCAAYAGCAAAAUCCUGGUACCACCACAAACUAUCCAUGCCAAGUACACUGACUGGAGAAGUUACCUUAUGAAAAAACUGGUGGGAGCCAGGACCAUCCCAGUGGAUUUCCACAUAAAGAUGGCAGAGAGCAUGAAGUACCCAUUCCGACAGGGCAUGCGGGUUGAAGUGGUGGAUAAGAACCAUGUGUCCCAGACACGUAUGGCAGUGGUGGACACAGUGAUUGGGGGCAGACUGAGACUUCUCUAUGAGGACGGUGACAGCGAUGAUGACUUCUGGUGCCACAUGUGGAGUCCCCUCAUCCACCCUGUGGGCUGGUCACGGAGAGUGGGCCAUGACAUAAAGAAGACAGAAGAAAAACGUAAUGACAUGGCAAACCAUCCCACGUUCCGGAAGAUUUACUGUGAUGCUGUUCCCUAUCUGUUUAAGAAGGUACGAGCUGUCUAUUCUGAAGGUGGAUGGUUUGAGCAAGGCAUGAAACUGGAAGCCAUAGACCCCCUGAAUCUGGGCAACAUCUGUGUGGCCACUGUUUGCAAGGUUCUCUUGGAUGGGUAUCUCAUGAUCAACAUUGAUGGAGCCACGUCUGAUGAUGGCUCUGACUGGUUCUGCUACCAUGCCUCUUCACAUGCCAUCUUCCCUGCCAACUUUUGUAAGAGAAACAACAUCGAACUGACUCCUCCAAAAGGGCACAAUGCAAAGACCUUCAGCUGGGAACGUUACCUGGAAGAGACCAAAGCAAGACCAGCUCCGUCACGGCUCUUCAACACAGACUGUCCAAACCAUGGCUUCAAGGCAGGCAUGAAGGUGGAGGCAGUGGACCUGAUGGAGCCCCGGCUCAUCUGUGUGGCCACCGUGAAGCGUGUAGUCCAACGUCUCCUUAGCAUCCAUUUUGAUGGCUGGGACAACGAGUAUGACCAGUGGGUGGAYUGCGAAUCUCCAGACAUUUAUCCUGUGGGGUGGUGUGAGCUGACAGGCUACCAGCUUCAGCCUCCAGUGGUUCCAGAGCCCACAACUCCAGUGAAGGCCAAGGAGGUGCCCAAGAAGAAGAAGAAACCCUAUGGAAAGAAGAGAAAAAAGUUACCUGCCAAAGCCCGCAACAUCAAGCAGACUGUGAAGAAGCCUUCUGCCACUAAUACAAAACGAGAAGCAAAAGCUGCCAGCCAGGCUUUGCCAGAGCCAGCACCUGAUGAGAUCAUUGCUGUGCGGGUGAAAGAAGAAACCAUUGACCCAUCAGAUGCAGAAUUUGGAGAGACAGAGCUUCCUGUUCCCAUCAGCAGCAUAAAGCAGGAGGACACAGACUGA